AUGCUCAACCUCAAGAGACCCAGCAUCACGCAGCUGUGCGCUGUCUUCGCCAUCUUACAGGGUGUCCUCGCUGCUCAGGUCUGCACUCAAGAAGGUUGCAUCAAAGGCAAAUCCUCUUCGAGCAUGCUCUAUACCGAUAGAUCAUCCCGCAAUUAUCUCACUCCCGGCACCUACCCACUAUACGACGAUCUCGCCCUCUCCCAGUCCUCCCUUUCCGCCCCGCUCAAUCAGACCACAUGGCGGAACGGCGAAUCCAUUACCCUCACCUACCCCUCUCGACCCGCCGUCUUUGAUCAGGCGGUCUACAGGGGCUCAGUCCAGAGCUUCAGCGGACUCGACUGGCGAGCGGAUGAAGGGUGGAAGAGCCUGUACCUUCCGCAGGAUUGGUAUGCCGUGACGGGGGAUGGGGAGGUGUUGUGGGGACCGGUGGUGGAUGCUGGACAAUUGCCUUCUGGCGUCAAGACAAGGAUCAGCAAGGCAUCUUCAACUGUAUGCGAUCCCCCGUGCUCUUCCGGCGGUCUCUGCAUCCCGUCCCGCUCUGCUUCGAACACCGCGAUCUGUCAAUGCAGACCAGGGUGGGCCGGGAGUCAGUGCGAGCAAUGUGCGCCAGGCUUCUUUGGAUCAACCUGCAAAGCUUGUGAUGCCGCCUGUACCGUCUGCGAUGGCGGGCUAUCAGGGACUGGUAAAUGCCUGGGUACGGCUAAGGACGCCUCAGCUUGCAAUUGCGCGCACGGCACUUGUACCACCUCAGGCGAUUGCACCUGCUCCGCCGGCUUCUCGACCAACACCACCACCUCCGACAAGAAGUGCAAUACAUGUAUUCCAGGGUUCUUUCAGACCGGGACCGGAAAUUGCAGAUCCUGUCCUGCGGGAUGCUCCACCUGCCGCCUCAAAGACGGCACGGCCAACACAGCGAUCUGCACCUCCUGUCGUCCGAACCUGACGCUCAAUACUGCGGACCCCGCUCGAUGUGUUUCCCGCGGAAGCUGUAUAGACGGACAGUACUGGGACACUUCAACUACUUCUUGCUCAUUAUGCUCCCCGGCCUGCUCUACCUGCUCUGGUCCUUCUCCGUCCGACUGCCUCUCCUGCGCUCCGCCAAGAAUGAACCUCGAAGGGCAAUGCGUCGGGCUCGACUCGAAAGGUGUCUGUGACUCUAGCUUGGCUAGCGUCCAAGGGGUCUUUAUCGCGAAUAACGAGAUUGGGAAGUGUGAUGCAUGUCCAUCCGGCUGUACCGCCUGCAACAUACCCAGCUUCUCAUCAGUCUCAACUUUCGCUUCUCUCCAAUGCUCCGCCUGCGCAGAUGGGUACCUCCUCGAGAAUGGCAAAUGCGUCAAGCGGUGCUCGGCAGGCUGGUUCUUGCCUGGAUCAGCAGACAGGACCGGAACAUGUCAACAGUGCUCAUCGACAUGCGCGGAGUGCCAAACCACCUCCACGAGCUGCACCCGCUGCCCCCUCGGCACGACCUUCGCCCUCUCCGGCCUCUGCGUCCCUACCUGCCCCUCCGGCACCAUCGGCCUGAACAGCACCUGCACACCCUGCCACCCAUCCUGCUCGACCUGUUCCUCCCCCUCGUCUUCCUCCUGCCUCACCUGCCCCUCAACCCUCCCCGUCCUCCGUUCCGGCAUAUGCACAGACCACUGCCCCCGCUCUUCCUACUUUGACCCCACCUCGAAAUCCUGUCUGGGAUGCGACUGGACCUGCGCCUCCUGCUCCAGCGCGGGCGACGGGAGCUGUACGUCCUGCGCGGACGGGUAUGUUCUACAGGGCGGCAAGUGCAAGUCGGUGCAGUGUGGACAAGGCGGGUUUGUGCAUGGUUCGGGCGCGUGUUUGGGGGAUUUUGUGGAUAAGGAGGAUAAGCGCUGGAUCGCGGGUCCGGCGGUAGGGGCAGUGUUGGUAUUGGUGGCGAUAGGCGCGAGUUGGUGUAUCCGGAAACAGAGGAAGAGGACGAGGGAGCAGAGUCAGGCGUUUAGGGAGGCGAUGGAGCAGCAAGGACCGGGGUCGGAGCCUGCGAAGCGGAGGUUGGCGAUGGGUAUGGGGGUCGGGAAGCUAUUCGGGAAGGACAGGGUCUGGACGGGUCGCUCUGGUGGAGGGGAGGCGGGGGUCGCGGGAAGAGGGGAAGGGGAAAGGAAGAGACUCAGGGAGCUGCUCCUCCCGUCCCACCGGGCGCGUUCUGCCGCAACGGCCGCGACGGGGGAGAAGAGAGGAGAUAUCGAGCUCGCCCAGACGAAAUACCAGGAAGCCUUCCCCCUCGCUACUCCGGGUCGACAAUCAGCAUAUCUCAACCCUCCACCGCCAUAUGAUCCCACUCCUUCUUCCUCCGCCCGCGCCUCUACGGUCCUGUCGUCAAAUCACCUCCUCCCCCUCUCCAGCUCGCAUUUUCGCCCGCCUUCCCCCUCUUACUCUUACUCCGGCUCAUCCACUCCUUUACCUACCAAUGCCACCUCCACCGGGCCCGGCCCAUCUAGGCCAUACGAGAACGCCCGAGCCCAUCUGCUGCGGACGUUACAGCACCACGAGGACGAUGUUGACCUUCUAUCUUCUUCGCAACAGAUCGACUUCUCCCUGCCCCUGAUCCCUGCGCCGCCGCGAGCGAUGACGGCCGCAAUUGCGAAGGGGAAAGAGGAAGAAGAGAGGGAAGUGUACAGACCGCAACUUGUGCCUAAUUGGAGAGCGGGCGAGAGGGCCGCAGAGGGACAAGGGACGGACGAGGAGGAAGUGAGGAGGCUGGAGAGGUUUGAAACGAGGUUGAGUGAGUUGUGGCCUGAUAUGGGGUCUCAGAAGAGGGAAAGGAUAGGGGAGGGGUGGGUGUGA
Molecule: messenger RNA, 2814 nt
Organism: Dioszegia hungarica
Lineage: Eukaryota; Fungi; Basidiomycota; Tremellomycetes; Tremellales; Bulleribasidiaceae
Product: insulin-like growth factor binding protein
Exons: 10
Coding region: 1-2814 (937 amino acids)
Source: RefSeq, a predicted model, not a curated record